UUUGAUUCAACCCGGUCUAAACCCUACCGGGCAUCCCUGUAAUUUGCUAAUCUCUCUCGCGCUCGUCUCCGACUCUCUUCCAGACUUUGCCUCCAGCCUCCCUGAUUGGAAUAUCGCUCGGCGGUGAUCGCUGCUCUCAGUACCGGCAGCACCCCUAUCUCGCUUCUCAAUCUAAUCUCUGGUUCGUUUCUCCGCGUAAGAACUGUACUUCAGUUGCCUCCCAUCACUUGCAUGUCUGAAUUUGUGAAGUUUUCUCGCACUUUCAUCUAGGUAGUUUAGUAUGGCAGAGGAGAGUGAAGAAGUGAAGUCCUUUAAAGAGUUGGGAUUACGAGAUGAACUGAUAGAAGCUUGUGAGAAUUUGGGAUGGAAAACUCCUUCAAAGAUACAAGCAGAGGCUAUUCCUCAUGCAAUAGAAGGGAAGGACUUGAUUGGACUUGCACAAACGGGUUCUGGUAAAACAGGAGCUUUUGCUCUUCCAAUAUUACAAGCUCUUAUUGACUAUGUUGCUGAACGAGAGUCUAAACAAGGGCACAAACCAGAUCCUGUAUUCUUUGCUUGUGUACUCUCUCCAACAAGAGAGCUUGCGAUUCAGAUUGCUGAGCAGUUUCAAGCUUUGGGAUCUAGCAUUGGAGUUAGGUGUGCAGUGCUUGUUGGAGGGGUAGACAUGAUGCAACAGACUCUUGCCAUUGGGAAACGGCCACACAUAAUUGUUGCAACACCUGGGCGCCUUCUGGAUCAUCUUUCUAGUACCAAAGGCUUUUCACUUCGCAUGCUGAAAUAUUUGGUCUUGGAUGAGGCAGACAGAUUACUGAACGAAGAAUUUGAGAAAUCACUUGAUGAGAUUUUGAAAGUUAUCCCUCGCGAGCGAAGAACAUUUUUAUUUUCUGCAACUAUGACGAAGAAGGUGCGGAAGCUCCAGAGGGCAUGUCUAAGGAACCCUGUGAAGAUUGAAGCAGCUUCUAAAUAUUCCACUGUUGACACACUGAAGCAGCAGUUUUGUUUUCUUCCUGCAAAGCACAAGGAUUGCUAUCUUGUAUAUAUUCUGACGGAGAUGUCUUCAUCUACGACAAUGGUUUUCACUCGAACAUGUGAUGCAACCCGCUUUUUAGCUUUGGUUUUUCGAAACCUUGGUUUAAGGGCCAUUCCUAUCAGUGGUCAUAUGAGCCAGUCGAAAAGACUUGGAGCGUUAAACAAGUUUAAAGCUGGGGAAUGUAACAUUCUUGUAUGCACCGAUGUGGCAAGUAGAGGGCUGGAUAUUCCAUCUGUGGAUAUGGUUAUUAAUUAUGACAUCCCUUCAAAUUCGAAGGAUUACAUCCAUAGAGUCGGACGGACUGCACGUGCUGGACGAUCGGGCGUAGCCAUCUCACUUGUAAAUCAGUAUGAAUUGGAGUGGUACUUCCAGAUAGAAAAGCUUCUUGGCAAGAAGCUACCAGAGUACGCUGCUGAGGAGGAGGAAGUCUUGCUACUGCUGGAGCAAGUUACAGAAGCCAAAAGAUUGUCACAGAUGAAAAUCAAAGAGAUGGGCCAUAAUAAGAAAAGGAGGGGAGGGGAUGAAGAUGACGUUGACACAUACUUGGGAAUCAAGGACAAGAAGUCGUCCAAGAAGUUGAAAAGAAAGUGAGCUCCCUCUUAUGGGUUUUUUUUUUUUUUAUUCCUACAGCAUAAUCUGAUUUACUUAAAAAGUAUAUUGCACCAUGGCAAAGAGGAAGAAGAAGACCCUGGAUCCUUGGUUAUUGGUUAUAUGUCCCUGAUCAGUGUUACUUGAAGCAUACCAUCUACGACUUUUUAGGGUUAGAUCUAAUAGCAAUUUUGGGUAUAGCUAAAAUUUCAUUCUCUUAUCACUCUACUACCAGAGUUUUUGUUCUGUUAGCUUAGACAAAUUUUGAUUUUUUUUUAUUUAAAAUUAUUGUUUUCUGUCAUGUUUUCUAGUGGGUAGAGGAUAAGGUAAUACAUUACCUGCUGUAAACAGAAUCAGCCAAUAACAUUUUUGUUUGGACGGAUCAGUCAGUUUUGUAUUGACUGUCUGAUGAUAGAAGAUUGAAUUAUUUCAAUGAUAAUUAUGCGUUUCUUAUA
Molecule: messenger RNA, 2073 nt
Organism: Carica papaya (papaya)
Lineage: Eukaryota; Viridiplantae; Streptophyta; Magnoliopsida; Brassicales; Caricaceae
Source: RefSeq, a predicted model, not a curated record